This is a messenger RNA of Cotesia congregata, 537 nucleotides long. The record is from the annotation of a GenBank genome assembly. NCBI's taxonomy places the organism in Eukaryota, Metazoa, Arthropoda, Insecta, Hymenoptera, Braconidae.
AGAAAUUUACAGGCAUUAUUAGUUCUGGUUGAACUACUGCCACUAUCUAAUGCUGCCAUGUCGAAAAUAAAUAAAGCUGAUCGUAAAAAAAAAGGCAGAACAGCAAAAAAAAUUGACUCAAAUGGAAAAGAGAAUCAAAAAGGAAAAAAAAGAAAAUUGGAUGAAAUGGAAGAUGAUGAAUCCCUUGAUGGAACAAGCAUUAAAGAUUUUGCGAGAUCCGUAGCAACUAAAAAAAAGUCUAAUUCAGGUCAGUCGGUAGAUAAGACAUUUGUGCAAGGAGAUGGAUGGUUUAUCAGUGUUCAUCCCGAAAGUCAACCCAUCACUACUUUUGAUCUCUUAUACAAAACGUACUAUGUACUUAACGUAGAGUACCCGGAAACUUUGAAAAAUUUUUAUAAUUUUAUUGAUUACUUCAUCUUUCACAUGAAUGCCGAAUCAAUAAAUAUGGUAUGUUCUUUGUAUACGAGUCUUUCAAAUUUUAAUAUUGAUAGUCGUAAGAAAGGUACAGAUGAUGCUUUCGAAAAUAAUUCGGACUAA